ACGCAAAGAAAAGGUUCAAUUUAGAAGCAAAACGGAGCAACAAAAAGCCCUUUGUUAGGAGAAAAGGGGCACAGAAAGCACACACAGACCAAAAGCCAGCGACCAUCCAUGGCAGCAACUUCUCAGCUCACUAGAAGCUUUACAUCCGUUUCUCUAUCUCCUGUCACUCUCUCCCAUUUGCCUAACUCUUCUGCUUCUUCUUCUUCCUUUUCAUUCAUCAGCAACAACUUUUGUUCCCACAAACCCUCAUCGAGACGAAUCUUAACAAUCAGAAAAAAUGGUGUUUUCAAGAUCCAUGCCAUGACUGCUUCGUUUGGAUCUCGAUUGGAGGAGACCGUGAAGAAGACUGUUACGGAUAAUCCAGUUGUUGUCUAUUCCAAAACUUGGUGUUCGUAUUCUUCUGAGGUGAAAUCGUUGUUCAAUCGACUUGGUGUGCAGCCACACGUUAUUGAAUUGGACCAAAUGGGUGCCCAAGGCCCGCAGCUACAGAAGGUCCUUGAACGGCUUACUGGCCAGCAUACGGUUCCAAAUGUUUUUAUCGGGGGCAAACACAUCGGCGGUUGUUCUGAAACCGUUAAGUUACAUAGGAAAGGGGAACUCGAGGCUUUGUUGACCGAUGCAAAAAAUACAUAAACCUCGACGAAAUGUUCUUUUUCGAGUCGACAUGUUUUCAUCUUUAUAUAGAACAUGACAUUGCUUGUAUUAAUAAGAGAGAUCCAUUUCAUCAUCUACAAACUCUAAAUGCACAAUGAUUUGUGAUCUAGGGUUUUAAUUCAAAAACCAUCCUCAAUUCUGUUUUCCA
Messenger RNA from Cynara cardunculus var. scolymus (artichoke), 802 nucleotides. RefSeq names its product monothiol glutaredoxin-S10. The record is from RefSeq and is a predicted model, not a curated record. Bases 109 to 633 code for a protein of 174 amino acids. Gene Ontology annotation, molecular function: glutathione disulfide oxidoreductase activity. NCBI's taxonomy places the organism in Eukaryota, Viridiplantae, Streptophyta, Magnoliopsida, Asterales, Asteraceae. Gene Ontology annotation, biological process: cellular response to oxidative stress. Gene Ontology annotation, cellular component: cytoplasm. The transcript is spliced from 5 exons.